AUGGGACGAGCACAAGAAAGGGAGCAGGAUGAGGGUGAAGGCGAUAACGGGAUGACAGCGACGACACCAACAGCCAUGAUGUGCCAAUGGCAUGUAGUAUCUGGUGGCGGCUCGCUCGCCCGCACCUUCCACCACUCUCCUCCGACGUCUCUUUGCCCAGACCCCAUCCACCUGCUCUUGCAUCCCCUACUGCCCCCAGGCUCUACCAUCGCAGACUGCGACGGCACGUCAUUUGACGGCGCAUGUCGUUUCUGCGACGCCACAGCCUCCACAAAUGUGCCACUGUACGGGUUUUUUGAACCUGCCGACCCUCGUGAAACCCUUACCCGUCGAGGCGGGAGUGAGUUUCUAUCCAGCACUCAGUUCGCCGUCACCAUAAGAUAUUCCCUGCAGAGAGACUUCUGA
This is a messenger RNA of Cyclocybe aegerita, 405 nucleotides long. Lineage: Eukaryota; Fungi; Basidiomycota; Agaricomycetes; Agaricales; Hemipholiotaceae. The record is from the annotation of a GenBank genome assembly.